UUCAGAGAGGGCGCUCCGAGGCUAGAGGGAAGGAGAAGGGAUCAGGAGCGGGAGCUGAGGGGAAAGAGGCCGGUCCGGGUCUGGACGCUGCCGCUGCUCGCCCGAGGUCUGCAGGCCGGGCUGCGGCUCAGUCCUCGGCUCCUGGGCACAGUAUACGAGGCUCCGCCGGGCCAGCGUGGGAGAGCCGCAGGCGGCGGCCGCCGCAUCAUGUCAACCAAGGACGAGCGGGCCAGGGAGAUCCUGAGGGGCUUCAAACUAAAUUGGAUGAACCUUCGGGAUGCUGAGACAGGGAAGAUACUCUGGCAAGGAACAGAAGACCUGUCAGUCCCUGGAGUGGAGCAUGAAGCCCGUGUUCCCAAGAAAAUCCUCAAGUGCAAGGCAGUGUCUCGAGAAUUGAACUUCUCUUCAGCAGAGCAAAUGGAAAAAUUCCGCCUGGAACAAAAAGUUUACUUCAAAGGGCAAUGUCUAGAAGAAUGGUUCUUCGAGUUUGGCUUUGUGAUCCCUAACUCCACAAACACCUGGCAGUCCCUGAUAGAGGCAGCGCCCGAGUCCCAGAUGAUGCCAGCCAGCGUGCUAACUGGAAAUGUUAUCAUAGAGACAAAGUUUUUUGACGACGAUCUUCUUGUAAGCACAUCCAGAGUGAGACUUUUCUACGUUUGAGAGAAGAAUAUGUGUGCAUUUCAAGAAUUCAUUUUUUUAGGGGGAAGGAGGAAACUGUUUACUUUUUUCCUCUAUACAUUUGAUUUUUGACACUUCCACCCCUAAUUCCCUCUACGGCAAAACCCACCUGCGGCCACCAGGGGACCAGCUCUGUGUAGGUAACCAGAUGGCUUUUUUCUCUCAAGCCACCAUCUUCAACUGACCAGAUUAAACUCCCAAUCCCAGACCAGGGCAGAGGGCAUGCCUCAACUCCUUCUUGGAGUAGACAUGGGGACAAACACAUACCACAAGCUGUUCCCGUCACCCUCCCUGCCUCCUUCUUGGGCCCUGCAGGCAACAUUAUCUUCCUUUGGCCCCUGGUUUUGGAAAAAUUCAAGUUCCUGAACCACGUUUAGUUUUUUCCUACCAUUUCUAUUUCAUACAUUCUCAUACAUUUAACUUGUAAAAUAGACUGUGAUAUUAUUGUUACAUAGUGAAUUAAAACAUAUGAAUUAAAAUAUUCCUAUGUCUUUAGCAUGGCA
Molecule: messenger RNA, 1181 nt
Organism: Lipotes vexillifer (Yangtze River dolphin)
Lineage: Eukaryota; Metazoa; Chordata; Mammalia; Artiodactyla; Lipotidae
Gene: PDE6D
Product: phosphodiesterase 6D
Exons: 5
Coding region: 208-660 (150 amino acids)
Biological process (GO): sensory perception of light stimulus
Cellular component (GO): cytoplasm
Source: RefSeq, a predicted model, not a curated record